Molecule: messenger RNA, 4395 nt
Organism: Siniperca chuatsi (mandarin fish)
Lineage: Eukaryota; Metazoa; Chordata; Actinopteri; Centrarchiformes; Sinipercidae
Gene: vcam1b
Product: vascular cell adhesion molecule 1b
Exons: 10
Coding region: 133-2592 (819 amino acids)
Biological process (GO): cell-cell adhesion
Cellular component (GO): membrane
Source: RefSeq, a predicted model, not a curated record
GCAGCAGAGGAGGCGUUUGUUUCUGAUCUUCGGGGAUUUACAGACCGACUGUUGGACCUGAAACAUCGACACAAAGGAGACGCUGCUCUUCAUCCUCAUUCAUCCGUCUGUUUAAAUCCUCGGAGGAGUGAGAUGUCGCUGCUGUCUGUCUGCAGGAUCUUUGUUCAGCUGCUCUCAGCUGUGCUGCUGAUGUCAUCGUGGUGCGUUCAGGGUCUGCGUGUGGAUGUGUUUCCCAGAAGGCCUCUGUGUAGGCUCGGGGAGCGCCAGCAGCUGGUGUGUCGGGUUCAUGACUGUCCCGAUAUGCCCAGCGUCUCCUGGACCCGGUUGGGGGACCAACCUCUGACCGCCUCCGUCAGCACCAACAGGACUGCGUCUGUGGUGACCUUUGACCCCGUGAUGAUGGAGCACGAAGGAGCUCUGCUGUGUAAAGUCAUCUGCGGAGGAGAACUCAAGCAGAUCAGAACCUCGGUGCGGGUUUACUCCUUCCCGUCAGGUCCUGUGAUCAGAGGUCAGGACCACCUGAGGCUGGGGGCGGAGUCAGCCCUGACCUGCCAGGUAUCUGAACUUUACCCUGCCGAGCUGCUGACCCUCACCUGGCUCAGAGGAGACACCGUCCUGCAGAGCAUUGUGGGAGAUCCUGGAUCCAGCUCGGUCUGGUCUGAAUACAGAUUCACCCCUCUGAACCAGGACUUAGGAGGCAACAUCAGCUGCAGGGCCACGUUGGACCUGCAGGACCUGCCUGCUGAGGACAAGAUCAGAGAGACCACCGUCCCCCUAAACCUGCUCUAUGCUCCUGUUGUCACGGCGAUAUCAGACUCUGUGUUGGUGAUGGCCGGCUCUCCGCUCACGCUCACCUGUUCUGCGGAGGGAAACCCCGAGCCAGUCGUCACCUGGAGCUUCAGGACGGCAGGCGGUCGGUCUGUGCCGCGGGGUCGAGGCCGUCAGCUGGUCUUUGCGGCGGUGAGUCUGUCUGAAGCCGGAUGGUACGAGUGUGACGCCCGAAACGCCGAAGGAAACCAAACCGCUGCCGUGGAGAUCACCGUUCAUGCUCCGCCCACCAACACCUCCCUCUCGGUGAGUCCAGGUGAGCAGGUGGUGGAGGGUCAGCAGGUGACGUUUACCUGCCACUCAGACGGAGCUCCGCCCACCACGCUGGUGCUGAGGAGGGAGGGGGCGGAGCUUAAUAGGACUGACCCCGCCUCCUCUCCGCUCUCCUUCAGCCUCUCCUCCGUCCUGCUGGAAGACUCCGCCCACUACCAGUGUGAAGCCUCCAACCAGUACGGAUCCCAACUGGUCACCAGCUCCAUCACUGUCGGAGUUCACCCUCUGCGGGUGGAGGUGAGUCCUCCGGUCUCAGCAGCAGAGCGGGGUUCAGGUCUGGUCCUGACCUGCAGAGCCACCGGAUGUCUCCACCCUCCCACCUUCACCUGGAGGAGGACAGACCAGGACCGGACCGUCCUCCAGAGGACGCAGCAGCAGGACGGACUGUCCCUGCUCCACCUGCAGGACCUGGACCUCCAGGAUCAGGGAGGAUACAGCUGCGAGGCCGAGUGUGACUCCGUCAUCAGGACCGGAAACACCCAGGUCCACGUCCUCUCGUUUCCGUCUGAUCCGGUUCUGGAGGAUCCUGGUCCUGUCCUGCUUGGCCAGGAGGCGGUCCUUCGCUGUGAUGUCAGAAACGUCUUCUCAACCAAUCAGAUGAGGAUCCAGUGGCUGUCGGGGAACACGACGCUGAUGUCGGAGUCGUUCAGGUUCUCCGGUUCCUUACAGAACGUCUCGUCUGUUCUUCAGCACCGGGUCGAGGAGGAUCAGCGGGAUCUGACCUGCAGAGCCGAGCUGCUGACGGAAGACGGAGACGUGUGGAGGUCCAGGAGGACCGGCGUCCCCCUGCAGGUCCACUAUCCUCCGAGGAGAACCUCCCUCUCGGUGAGUCCAGGUGAGCAGGUGGUGGAGGGUCAGCAGGUGACGUUUACCUGCCACUCAGACGGAGCUCCGCCCACCACGCUGGUGCUGAGGAGGGAGGGGGCGGAGCUUAAGAAGACUGACCCCGCCUCCUCUUCGCUCUCCUUCAGCCUCUCCUCCGCCCUGCUGGAAGACUCCGCCCUCUACCAGUGUGAAGCCUCCAACCAGUACGGAUCCCAACUGGUCACUAGCUCCAUCACUGUCGGAGCUCCUCCGAGGAACACCACAGUCCUCGUCCUGCCGUCUGCGGAGGUCCAGGAGGGACAAAAUGUCACCAUCUGCUGCCAGACCAUCAGCUUUCCGCCGUCAGCCGUGGCCCUGAAGAAGCUGACGAAUGGGACGGAGCUGUAUUCCCCCAAUGGCACCUUCCUAUUGGUCAACGUCUCAGCCGGAGACUCUGGGCUUUACCAAGUCAAUGUGACCAACGACCUCGGUUUCCAGGUCAAAGUCUUCAGCAUCAGCGUCAGAGAGAGAAGACCCAGCCUUCCUCCCAGUCUCAGCGUUGUCAUCAUCCCAGUCGUCUGUGUUGCCGCUGGGCUAGCAGCUGCUGCUCUGCUCCUCGACUACCUGAGAAGAUCCAGGAAGAAAGGCUUCUAUCAGCUGCCCCAGUCUGCUCCGCCUUCAGCCUGAGGCUAACACUGGGCUACCACCUCCCAACAUGCGGCUACCAAGUUCUAAUAUGUGGCUACCAUGUGGCUUUGAUAUCCGAUUAUGUGGCUACAACAUCCCAACAUGUGACUACCACUUCCUAAUGUGUAGCUACCAUGUCGUGACACAUGACUUUGAUAUGCUAAUAUGUGGAUACCACCUCCCAACUUGUGGCUGCUAAUUUGCAACACCUGAUUUCAAUAUUGGCCACCAUAUCCCAACAUGUGGCCACCAUAUCCCAACAUGUGGCCACCAUAUCCCAACAUGUGGCCACCAUAUCCCAACAUGUGGCUACCAUAUCCCAACAUAUGACUACUACCUGCCAGUAUCCCAAAAUGUGGCCACUAUGCCCCAAAAUGUGACUACCACCUCCUAGGCCUGUGACGAUAACUAUUUUGUUGGACGAUAUAUUGUCACAGCAAUAACUGCGAUAAACGAUAUUAUUGUCAUUUUAAGGGCAUUUUCAUCUCAUCCCAUUUAAUUAAUUUGCAUAAAGCGUCGGGGUUGUGUGGAGGGAGAGACGCAGAAAUCUCUAGCCAAAUAAUCACAAGCUCACUACAGGUACAUUGUAUAUUUGAAGUAAAAAAGUUUUUAAAAAAUCUACAAAGGGACGGAGGAGAUCAAACGAACUAUUAACAUAUGAACAAGCUACAGGAGCCUGUGACCCGGAGACCCGGAGAGAGACUGAGAGAAGCUCAAACCUGCCGACACCUACUGAGACCGACGACUGCGAUCACUCUGAGCAGCGUGCAGGGAAAUUAAUUACAGUAUAUGAAUAUAUGUCUCGCCUUUUCCCUGAUGGUCUGAAAAGGUGAAACUCCUCCCAGAGAGCAGACGACGAGCGGACGGAAGCAGCGCGACCAGAAAUGACAGAAAGACGUGUCUCGGCGUCGUUUUGUUUCUGUUCAUUCGGCUCGGGCGCUGUGGGGAAACCCUGCUGUUCAUUCCGGCAUCACGUCGGCUAAAAUGUUGCACACACGUAAACACAACGGGCAGUAUCGAGGUCGCGUUCACAUAUCGAAACGUAAGUCGAUAACGUAAUUAUCGCGACAGACCUACCACCUCCCAAUAUGUGGCUUUCAUAUCCCAUGACUACCACAUUCAAAUUUGUUUCUAUAACACUCCAACACUUGGCUACCACAACCCAAAAUGUGGCUACUGGAUUCCAGCACAUGGUUGCAUCAUUCCAGGACAUCCCAGCAUGUGACUCGUGGCUUGGCACAAUGCUACCACGUGCCGACUUAUUUACACAACACUCCAGUGCUUGGCUACCACGUCACCACUUGUGGCUACAGCCUUUUAUAAUGUAACGUAUGAGCAGCAGUUAACAGCAUUUAGUCUUCUGUCAGCUUGCAGCAGCUUUGCAGCUCAUUCAUUUUUCACUAGUUUUUAGUAGCUGUGAACUCGGACUUCCCGUUCAGCGAACCGUCCCUUUAACUGCUCGGCCUGAGAGACUAAACUGAAGCAGAAAUCUUGCUCUGAAUCAAAGCUUUGUCUUCAGUUUCAUAACAUGUAAGAAAAAUUCCCACCGUGACUCUUCAGGGACUCUUUAAAGGACCAGAAGGAGGUCGGAAACUUUCAGUUUGAGCUUCACUUUCAGUUUUAGAGUCCCUCUGUUGCUUUGGCCCCGCUGCACCUUCACUUUAUAUGUUCUGCUACAGAACCACAUUGUUUGUGUCUGUGUUGAAUUAUCUGCUGCGUUUCUUGCCUGAUGUGAGUUGAAUGUAAAUAUGUGUUCAGUUUCUCACUGUGUGCUUUUAUUAAAGAUAUUUUCCUAAAAGAUAA